CUUGGUUCCUCGUUGGUUUUAUUGUUAUUAUGAAUGUAACAAUCAUGGAUGCAAAGAAAUCUACGUAACAAAAUUAGCAACUGAGAAGCUAUUAUUUGGGGCACAGUGUACAGCUAUACAUUUAGUAAAUUAUUAAUGUCUUCGUUUCCAUUGAUUCUGAGCAUGGGAUUCUUAUUAGGAGUUGUGUUAUCCAAGCUGUAGCUCAUGCUUGCUAACGUAGCUAGUUAGAUAGCAAACAGUUGCAUGAAAUCCGCACUUGCUGGGCCGAUACAGCUAGCUAGCUAACUAGUUUGUCCUCUUUUAAUUGCGUUAAAAAAAAAUGAACACGGUACUAUUGCAAUAUUGUAAUUCUUACCUAGCUCACGAAUCCAUCAGACCAACAACUAUAGCCCUAAUGGCUACCUAUUAUGCUUAGUGAUGCUUAACAUGCUGACAGGGACAGUUUAGCUGGGGUGUAAUCACUAGUCCAAACAGUUGCAAAACGUGUAACUAAAACGAGUGUUUCUAUUGGACAAAUUCAGGACAGAUGUCCUCAUGAUGAACUUUGACGGUCUGGACCCAGGAAUGGGUGAAUACGGACCCGCCCUCCAUGGGAGUCUAGAGCCGGGUAGGGAGCCCUCAAUGGACCCACGGCUCAAUCCGGGCUUGUUGCAAGGUGUGGAGCUCGGUCCAGAUGGUCUUCCCGUGGCCAUACCCGAGUCUGUGCACAUGAUGGAGGGGAUGUUCUCUGAGCUCCACAGUGUGCAUGCAGAGGUGGGCGUUCCUGUCACAGCAACUCACUUUGACCUGCAAGAGGAGCUGCUCUGGAUGGGAAACCACAGGGGGCAUGCAAUGUCCUUCUUUGGUUCGACAAUGGGCCGCUACUCAUCUUUCCAGGCGCACUCGACUGACGACAUUCGUCAGAUUCAGAGCAUGGAGACAGGGGUUCUGUUUCUCUCUAAGAGUAAUCUCAAGUGCCAAACUCGUGGAGGCCUUGUCAUGUUCGACUACCCAAUGGAGGAGGGAGCUGACAUGCAUAGUCUGCUUAUGACAGAAAACAAUACAAUGCUCAUGGGUGGACUACAGAAUUAUGUGCUUGAAUUUGACCUUAAUACUGUGCAGCAGACACAAAAGUUCACAGUCGAGGCUCCAGGGGUAGCUAUCAUGCGGCAGUCCAAUCGUUUCUUAUUCUGUGGGAACACAUCUGGGAAGGUGUCUCUUUGUGACCUGCGCACUUUCAAGCUAGAACAUGAAUUUGAUGCCUUCUCCGGUAGCCUGUCAGACUUCGAUGUCCAUGGCAACCUCCUGGCUGUAUGUGGGUUCUCCAGUCGAGGGCUGAACAGACUGGCGUGUGACCGCUUCCUCAUGGUGUUUGACCUGCGCAUGAUGCGCACUGUGACACCACUCCAAGUGCACGUGGACCCCCUCUUCUUGCGCUUCAUCCCUACAUACACGUCACGCCUGGCCAUCAUCUCACAGACAGGAGAGUGUCAGUUCUGUGAGCCCACUGGACUAGCCAACCUGGCUGACGUAUUCCAUGUCAACACCGUGGGCCAGUUGCUCAUGAGCUUCGAUGUGUCCUCCAGCAAGCAGGCUUUGGCCUUUGGGGACUCUGGGGGAGGUGUGCACCUUUGGUCAGACGCCCCAGAGGUCUCCUACAACAGCUACUCACGGGAGACAGAGUUUGCUCUGCCCUGUCUGGUGGACUCCUUGCCUCAGCUAGACUGGAGCCAUGACCUGUUGCCCUUGUCCCUCAUCCCAAUGCCUUUGACCAGCUCAGAGCCACUACUGUCAGACUGGGUCACCACACAGGCCACUCCCAGCCCUAGACGAGCACCCCCAGUGGACCCAGAGAUCCUGCGCACUAUGAACUCUGUAGGGUUCAUUGGUUACGCCCCCAAUCCUCGCACACGUCCCCGGAACCAGGUUCCUUACAAGAUCAAGGAGGUGGAGCUGGACUAUGAUAACUACAAUCAGGGGGUUCCUGAGUCUCUUAUUGGUCGAGAUGAAGAACCUCACCUCUACAUGGUGCCCAAGAAAUACAGGAAGGUCACCAUCAAAUACUCCAAACUUGGGCUGGAGGACUUUGACUUCAAACAUUACAACAGGACCCUGUUUGCUGGUCUGGAACCUCACAUUCCCAAUGCUUACUGCAACUGCAUGAUCCAGGUGUUGUAUUUCCUGGAGCCAAUCCGCUGCCUGGUCCAGAACCACCUGUGUCAGAAGGAGUUCUGUCUGGCGUGUGAGCUGGGCUUCCUCUUCCACAUGCUGGACCUGUCACGAGGAGACCCCUGUCAGGCCAGUAAUUUCCUCAGAGCUUUCCGAACAAUCCCAGAGGCGUCUGCCCUGGGCCUUAUCCUGGCUGACUCUGAUGAGCAGACGGGGAAGGCCAGGCUGGGCCAUCUCAUCCAGAGCUGGAACCGCUUCAUUCUAACCCAGCUCCACCAGGAGACCCAGGAGCAGGAGGGGCCACAGGCCUACCGAGGAGCCAGCAGCAGUGCUCUGGGCUCCUCAGGCGAGUCUGUGAUCGGAAGGCAGUUUGGGUGUGAGGUUGAGAACAGCAGCCUGUGUCGCUGUGGAAAGGAGACAGUACGCUCCUCUCUCACCUUGCUCUUCACCAUGCACUACCCUGAGCAGAACUCACUUGAUAAGAUGAUAAAGGAGUACGACUUUGCUGAGAUCCUGAAGAAGAGUAUAUGUCUGGAGCAGAGCACACAGGCAUGGUGUGAGAACUGUGAAAAGUACCAGCCCACAGUGCAGACACGGAACAUCCGCUGCCUUCCUGAUGUACUGGUCAUUAACUGUGAGGUGAACAGUGUCAAAGAGGCUGAGUUCUGGAAGGCUCAGGCAGAGUACGCUUUCAUCAAGGCCAAGAAGAAAGAGGAAAUGGAACCCCUUAAGCCCAAAGAACCACCACCACAACAACCAACUGAGUGGUGCCUAGAGGAAGAGCUGGUCAAUACGGAGGGCCUGACCUUUGACACCAGAGUGGACGACCUGCGUCACGUCUGGAUCCCUCUUACUCUGAAGAUGUCCAUCAGCAAAAGCCAGGGCCUGGAGAUCAGCAGCUGGCCAGAGGAAGAAGAGCUGAGCUCCACUGAGGAGGCUGAAGGAGCAUCUCUCUAUGACUUGGUGGUUACUGUGCCUCAUGUACUGGACGCUCGCACCGGAGGAAACCUGGUAGCACACAUCAAAGUGGGAGAGACCUAUCACGUCAGAAAAGAGGGGGUAACACACCAGCAGUGGUAUCUAUUCAAUGACUUCCUGAUUGAGCCAAUUGACAAGGCGGAAGCAGCACAGUUUGAUGUGAACUGGAAGGUGCCUGCCAUCCUGUAUUACGCCAAGAGAAACUACCACUCCAAAUAUGACCUACGCAUUAAAAACCCCAUCGAGACCAGUGUGCUGCUGACAGAGGCAUCACUGGCGCGGAAGCAGAGGAAGAGCCACGCCACGUUCAUCCCCCUCAUGGUCAGUGAGAUGCCCCAGGCCGGAGACCUCGUGGGACUGGACGCCGAGUUUGUCACCCUCAACCAGGAGGAGGCAGAGCUACGCAGCGAUGGCACCAAGUCCACCAUUAAGCCCAGUCAGAUGUCUGUGGCACGGAUCACCUGUGUGCGUGGUCAGGGUCCCAACGAUGGAGUACCAUUCAUCGAUGACUACAUCUCCACUCAGGAGCAGGUGGUGGACUAUCUGACCCAGUACUCAGGCAUCAAACCAGGGGACCUAGAUGCUAAGAUUUCCUCCAAGCACUUGACCACUCUGAAGUCAACUUACCUGAAGCUGCGCUUCCUCAUUGACACCGGAGUGCGCUUUGUUGGCCAUGGUUUACAAAAGGACUUCCGGGUUAUAAAUUUGCUGGUGCUGAAGGAUCAGGUUGUUGACACAGUCUACCUGUUCCAUAUGCCUCGUAAGAGGAUGAUCUCUCUGCGCUUUCUCGCCUGGUACUUCCUGGACCUUAACAUCCAGGGUGAGACCCAUGACAGUAUUGAGGAUGCACGCACCGCACUUUCUUUGUACAAGAAGUACCUGGAACUGAGUCGUGGAGGAGGGAAUGACGAAGUACGCAAAGUUCUGAAGGGACUCUACGAGAAAGGCCGCAAGAUGGACUGGAAAGUCCCGGACUGUGACACAGGAGAUGGUUAAGGUAGCCAAAAGGUACAGCUGUCUUUCCCUCAGUGAUGGGACUGUGAAGAGUGCCUGAAGACAAACUGAUUCACUCUCUAUUCCAAUCAGCCUUUUCUUUUGUAUUGUUACAACUAGGGCUAGCACAAUUACCGUAUAACCGUGUAACCAACAGUUAUGGAUGAAGACCUUCAUGAAAAGAAAAUAACCGUCAUAACUGUUUUUUAUUUGCUAUUUGAACGGUUAUAACGAUGACCGCGGCAAUUUGGCUGACCAAUAACCGUCAUCAACAAUUCCAUGACGUCACAGCCCUAGUUACAACAAGUUCUCACAAAGUAUUGACUCCCAUAUUGUAUGAAACUGGACAAGUCAUCGACAAGAGCAGAAUCCUGACAGAGGUUGUGUCAGUGUCCCAACUUUCCACAUAAUCUUGCUUGCCUGUACAGUAUUUGAAUAAGGACUGAACAGUUUUGAUCUGCUCCAAAACAAAACUAUUUCUGAUUUAAUCUUUCCUUUUCUAUUUUUCAUUAGAUUUGAAGAGUGUUUGUCAUUAUGCUGUACAUUGUGCUGCUUACAUGGGCAAAGAAUAGUAUUUUGAAAAUGUGCUGAAGUUUUUGUAGUGAUGUUUCUUGAGGCCUUUAAUUAAAACGGAAUAUAGUACACUGAA
Coregonus clupeaformis (lake whitefish) is the source of this 4768-nucleotide messenger RNA. Its product is annotated as PAN2-PAN3 deadenylation complex catalytic subunit PAN2. Gene Ontology annotation, biological process: nuclear-transcribed mRNA poly(A) tail shortening; mRNA processing. The coding region runs from base 535 to 4122 and encodes 1195 amino acids. The record is from RefSeq and is a predicted model, not a curated record. The transcript is spliced from 26 exons. NCBI's taxonomy places the organism in Eukaryota, Metazoa, Chordata, Actinopteri, Salmoniformes, Salmonidae. Gene Ontology annotation, molecular function: nucleic acid binding; poly(A)-specific ribonuclease activity; protein binding. Gene Ontology annotation, cellular component: PAN complex; P-body.